Messenger RNA from Chaetomium fimeti, 1163 nucleotides. RefSeq lists its product as uncharacterized. Lineage: Eukaryota; Fungi; Ascomycota; Sordariomycetes; Sordariales; Chaetomiaceae. Bases 82 to 999 code for a protein of 305 amino acids. The record is from RefSeq and is a predicted model, not a curated record. The transcript has 2 exons.
CACAUUAACCUUUCCAUCGUGUCUCUUUUGUCUUCCAGAACUUACGUUUCUUUCAACUUAUUUUCGCCGUUUCAGUCUACAAUGUCCUCACGGAUGGAUUCCCCCGGCACGCCAAGGCAGCGACAGGACUUGGAAGUAUGGCGGGAAGCAUGGGAAAAGGAAAUGGAAAAACUCCCUCCGGACGGGCGGUUCCCGUUUCCCGAUCCGCGCAAUUUCAGCGUCGCAACUCAGGCGCGUAAGGUCAUCGACCUCCUGGAGGAGCAUGGAAUCCCUUGCUGCGUCAUUGGAAUCAAGGCGCUGUGUUAUUACGGUGCUCCAAGAAUCGGCUCUGCGCUGGAAUUCUGUGUACCCACCGAACAACUUGCCGCUGCCGACUCCGUCUUUUCUAGCGGUCCGGAAAAGGAAAACUAUACUGCGUGGAGAGGGUUCCAACCAGGGGCUGAAGCCCGUGUGUCGGGCUCCCUUUACCAUACCUUCCCCCGGUACCGGUUAAACCACGACGGGCCUCUCUUCAACUUCUACCUUGUUCCUUCCAUCGACUGGCGCUUCAAUUGCAUUCCAGAGAACUUUGAAUACAGUGCCCAGCACCACCUCCCGUAUCCAAAGCUGCAUUUGUUUGCCCAGUCUCUGUUGGAAAGGCAAAGCGUCGGCGACCUCACCGACUUGGUCGACGGCAUGGACCUGACCGAGGAAUGGGGCGAAGAGAACCUCAAACUCGAGGACCCGGGCGAGGAUCAUGCGCAGUGGGUGGCAAAGAGGAACGAGAGAAUCCGGGCGGCGAUGCCACAGGAGGUCAAGGACGACCCCAUCAACAUCAUGUUCGGCACCGACGUCUACGAGCUGCGUGAAGGGCCGCAGGAGUUCAGGGACGUGUUCGCCGACGUGGUGCGGGCGAAGCCGAGGCGGAUCGGGCUCGAGGCUCCCCCGGGGCUGUAUGUCACCAAGUACCGGGCCAAGGACUCGCCUGAUCCGCGCACGAGGAUACGGUUUCAUGUCUGAGACUCCAAGUUGAGACUGAUGUCCCAAUCGGUUGUUCGUCAGCUUUUAUGUCAUUUUCCUUUAUUCUGACGCUUCUGGUGGGGUUACUAAAUUAGAACCGCACGGAGAGAACUUACCUAGGUAGACAACUUUCUAUAAACCAAUGAUAACAUUCAUACUAAACU